Messenger RNA from Closterium sp. NIES-65, 1809 nucleotides. Lineage: Eukaryota; Viridiplantae; Streptophyta; Zygnematophyceae; Desmidiales; Closteriaceae. The record is from the annotation of a GenBank genome assembly.
AUGGCUCCCUUUCGCCACAUUCGUCGCGCGCUGGCGCCGCGUGCCGUGCUGCUAGCGCUCGCGGUUCUGGCAGUCGGCGCGCUCAGCAAGCGCGUGAAGCGGCGGCAGCAGCCGGCGGCGAGCGCGCCUGGCGACGAGGGGCCGGUGGAGUCGUCCGUCUUCGCGCGCCGCCUCGUUACCGCCGACGUCUCGUAUCGCGACAUUCUCAAGGUCGAGUGCUUCUUGCGCCGUCUCGCCCCGCUGUUUCCCUCUGCUGCUCUGCCACCCUCGCCUCGCAUUCCCGCUGGCCUCUCACCCCCAUGCCUGUGCCCCCUCGUGCGCGUGUUGCGUUGCGCGGUGGCAUGCGUCGCGGUGGAUGGACAGGAGCACGCGCGGUACUGGAAGGACACGACGCACCGCCACUUCAACGGCACCGUCCUCGCUUACGUCACUCCCUGGUCCGUUCCACAUCAGUCGCUCCCUGUUCAGUCGCAAAUUUCCCUGAACGGGGGAGGCUACGACAGGGCACGGCAGUUCCGCCACAAGUUGACGCACAUCUCACCCGUCUGGUUCCAACUCAAACGGUCAGCACGCACCCACACCCCCGUGCCAAUGCCACCAUGCCAAAAACCGCCACUUGCUCGUGGUUUAUUUAUUCCCUUGUUUCUCCUCUCUCCCUCGCUUCACCUUCCAUCGCGUGCCACCCUCCUCUCAUUCCACACCCCACUCUCGCCCCAACCCCCAUGUGCCAACCGCUGGUCGCACAGAGAGGGCGGGUGGCUGCGGGUGGCGGGCGGGCAUGAUGUGGACGUGCCGUGGAUGGACUCCGUGCGCCAGGAUGGCGCUCAGGUGGUGCCACGUGUGCUGCUGGAGGCGCAUGACACGUCAGGCAUCAUCAGCUCUGAUGAGGACGCAUCUGAGGCCAUCCGCCUCAUCCUUGCCACCUGCAGGCAGCACCAUCUGGACGGCAUAGUGCUGGAAGCAUGGUCCACAUGGACGGCCACAGGGCUGCUCGCCUCACCCCCAAAGCGUGCGCGCGCCCUCGCCUUCCUCUCCCGCCUCGGCGCCGCCCUACACGCCACGCCCAACCCCGCCUCCCCCACCGCACGCCUCUCCUUCUUCCUCGUCAUCCCCCCCAACGCCGCCGCCGCCCUUCCCCCCGAGCAGCAGCGCAACCUCCCUCCGCACGCGUUCACGGCGGGGGAUCUGGCAGCGCUGCAUGCGCACGUGGACGGCUUCUCCCUCAUGACCUACGACUUCUCCCCGCCCUCCCACCCGGGCCCCACCGCGCCGCUGCCGUGGGUGCGGCUGUGCCUGCAGGCGCUGCUGCCGGGGGUUACGCCGCGGUACGCAGGCGCGUAUGGCGAGGACAUGGGGGUGGGCGAGGAGGAGUGGCGGGAGGAGCUACGGCGAGGCCGCGAGCUGAGGAGCUUUGUGGGGGAUGAGGAGGAGGAGGAGGAGGAGGAGGAGGAGGAGGAGGAGGGGGAGGGGGGUGGGGUGGGAGGAGAUGUGAGGGAGAUAGCACGCAAGGUGUUGGUGGGGCUCAACUUCUACGGCUAUGAGUACGGGCCCAAUCAAGACUACCGCCCACUACUGGGCAGGGACGUGGUGGAGGUGCUGCAGCGCUACCAGCCGCAAGUAUCGUGGGAUCCAGACGCGCGCGAGCACGCCGUCUCCUUCGCCGCACGCCCCUCGGGCAUCCGCCGCGCCGCCUUCUUCCCCUCGCUGCUCUCGCUGGCGCUGCGCAUGCGCGAGGCCAGUGCGUGGGGUGCGGGGCUGUCCGUAUGGGAGAUCGGGCAGGGCCUCGACUACUUCUUCGACCUGCUCUAG